CAUUUGGAUUGCAUACGAUUUACAUUCAUUUGUUGUACGAGAGAGCUGAAGAAACUUGUGAAAAUGGCUGGAAAUUCGAAACCAACAAAAUUGCAAAGCUUAUGCAACACUUUGAAUUGGUUCUUCAAUCUGCCAGCUGUGCAAAAUGCCAAAGUCUCGAUUGUUGUUCUCCUGGAUUUGCUGACGCUGUCGAGCCUAUGUCCAGCUUACUCCAAUUAUAUUGCUCGACCGUUUCUCUUGUGGAAGUAUUAAGCAAGGAUAAAGAUAAUAUAUGUAUACUGUAUAUUUAUACAUAUAUAUUUAUAAAUAUAUAUACUUUUGUAGCUGCGUUCUGUACGUGGGCGCAUUUUGAACUUGUUUCCAAACGAUCUUCACCUUCAGUUCAAUGCCAAUGCCAAUGACGUCAUGCUGCGGACUGCAUCUGCUCGUUUCCAGCAAGUCUCUUGGCCUGCUUGCCUGUUGUCUUCAAACGCUUUGCCAAAACAUUAAAUCGACGCACAAAAUUUUGUUUUUUUCGCUUUUUUCGUGCUCAUUAAAACUUCGAAAGUUUCGGCUUUUGUGUCUGGAAAUAAACGUCAAUUUAAAAGGAACCUGUGCAGCAGCGAAAUCAAGCGACGUUGCAUACACAAACACACACACGUACUCACACACACACACACACACGCACAACAAAUUGAAAAUUCUCGAAUA
Drosophila hydei is the source of this 690-nucleotide messenger RNA. RefSeq lists its product as uncharacterized. The record is from RefSeq and is a predicted model, not a curated record. The transcript has 3 exons. The coding region runs from base 64 to 252 and encodes 62 amino acids. Lineage: Eukaryota; Metazoa; Arthropoda; Insecta; Diptera; Drosophilidae.